Molecule: messenger RNA, 405 nt
Organism: Cuscuta campestris
Lineage: Eukaryota; Viridiplantae; Streptophyta; Magnoliopsida; Solanales; Convolvulaceae
Source: the annotation of a GenBank genome assembly
UUCCCCUUAUUUUGGAGAAUGAUUUAUAAUAUACCCCCUCCAUCCCCAAAUAUUUAUCAUUUUAGCCAAAUUUUUGUCCCAAAAUAAAAUAUAAUUUUUUUGGAAUUCAAUGAAAAUUUUCAAAUAAUCUUCCAAAGUUGCCCGCAUAUACUAGAUGGUGCAAGCACGUCAGUUUGUACAUUUUGCUUUUCCACGGCUUAAGUGGUCUGAUCAAAGUAAUGACACUGGAAUUUGGAAGGAUCAGGCUUCAAAUGAAACUGAAGCAAUAGGAAAACAUAGUGAUCAUUCAGGAGAUUUCGCUGGUCCUUCAGCAUUAGAUAGAUCUGUAAACUAUUCAAACCAGUCAGACAGCCAUCCAGAUCCAGAGUGCUCCCCAAAUUGCUCAAACCUUGAUGAACAUAAAUC